Messenger RNA from Knipowitschia caucasica, 600 nucleotides. The record is from the annotation of a GenBank genome assembly. NCBI's taxonomy places the organism in Eukaryota, Metazoa, Chordata, Actinopteri, Gobiiformes, Gobiidae.
AUGCAGAUGGAGGCUGUGGAGAUGACACAGAGCUUCACCCCUGAGCCCUUCACUGAUCAAUUGGGGAGGAGUCAGUGCAGAGAGGGAGGAGUCAGUGCAGAGGGGGAGGAGUCAGUGCAGACCGGGAGGAGUCAGUGCAGAGGGGGAGGAGUUAGUGCAGAGGGGGAGGAGUCCGUGCAGAGGGGGAGGAGUCAGUGCAGACCGGGAGGAGUCAGUGCAGAGGGGGAGGAGUUAGUGCAGAGGGGGAGGAGUCCGUGCAGAGGGGGAGGAGUUAGUGUCAAGGGGGGUGCAGAGAGGGAGGAGUUAGUGCAGAAGGGGAGGAGUCAGUGCAGAGAGGGAGGAGUCAGUGCAAAGGGGGAGGAGCCAGUGCAGGGGGAAGAGUCAGUACAGAGAGAGGAGUCAGUGCAGAGGGAGGAGACAGUGAAGGGGGAGGAGCUAGUGCCGAGGGGGAGGAGUCAGUGCAACAGGGGAGGAGUCAGUGAAGGGGGAAGAGUUAGUGCAGAGGGGGAGGAGUCAGUGCAAAGGGGGAGGAGCCAGUGUAGAGGGGGAAGAGCCAGUGUACAGGGGGAGGAGUCAGUGCAGAGGGAGGAGUCAGUGUAG